GCUUAGCUUAUAAAUAAAAGAGAAAGCACAUUGCCGCGCAGUCUUUAAUCGAACGGCCAUCCCCGCGUUCCGAUCGGCCGGCUUUACUAAACCAGUGUUACUUAAAUACACGGAUACAUUUUUUGUGCAUUAAAAAUGGAUAUGAGGUGGAGCAUCUUUAUAGCGCUGUUGUUGCUGGGAGUGGCAGCCGCCAACGAAGAGGAGGAUGACGUGCCUGAUGCUGGAGUAGAAGAAGACGAUGAUGAAGAACUAGGUUUAAAUCGAGAGGAAUCCCGCAACCUCAGGCCGCGGGCGUACAACCAAGGCGGAUUCCCCAAUACACUGCCCAGUGGGUUCCGACCAACGCCGUCUCUCGCAGAGCUUGCCGGCUACCAGCAAAGAGCUCAGCAACAAGAACAGCAGCAACAGCAGCAACAGCAACAGCAGCAAGAGUUCCUCAUCCCCAGCAGGCCGCAGCAGGUGUACAUAGAAGAACAGAGGCCUGCGCCGGUCAGAGCAGCGCAUAGAAAACAAGAGCAGCGUCCUAUAAAACACCAACAGCAGCAAGAAUCAGAGGAAGAGCUAGAAGAAAAGGAAGAGCCCGACCGCCUCUCCACCCUGCUGCAGCAGUCCAAGUUCAACUGCGUCAGCAAGAACACCGGCUACUACGCGGACGAGGAACUCAACUGUGAGGUGUUCCACUACUGCCAGGAUAAUGUCAAGCAUUCCUGGAUCUGCCCUGAAGGCUUCACCUUCCACCAGGUCCAUCUCAUCUGCAUGCCACCAACCCACGACAGCAUCUGCCAGAAGUCGUCAAAGUACCACUUCGUCAACGACUACCUGUACAAGCCCAUCAACGAGGAAGAGGUCCAGAGGAAGCCCACUUUGUCCCUCAAGUACUCCGACAGAUACUUCCCCUCUGAGGUGUACAGGGACGACCGUUACGAGCAAGAGGAAGACGAAGAAGAAGAGGAAGCUCCUCGCCGAGCCCCCGCCGCCCAGCAGCAGAGGCCGACCCAACGGCCUCAGUACCAGCAACAAGUGUUCCGGUCAGCCGAAGAGGUCAACAUUCCUCUAGUGCAGAGACGUCCUCAACGUCCUUUCGAUUUCGACAUCUAAGUUACCCUUAGACUGCUUUCCAACGGAGAUGUGCUAUGCAGAUAUACUGUGACGUCAAAGCUAAGCUAAUAAACUAU
This is a messenger RNA of Maniola jurtina (meadow brown), 1175 nucleotides long. RefSeq lists its product as uncharacterized. Gene Ontology annotation, molecular function: chitin binding. The record is from RefSeq and is a predicted model, not a curated record. The transcript has 6 exons. NCBI's taxonomy places the organism in Eukaryota, Metazoa, Arthropoda, Insecta, Lepidoptera, Nymphalidae. The coding region runs from base 136 to 1098 and encodes 320 amino acids. Gene Ontology annotation, cellular component: extracellular region.